ACCAAUCUCCCUCAUCAAUCAUCAUAUAACCCACUCACAAUGCUAAACAAAGCAUCAUGCAUCCAACUCCUCCAGAGCUGCAAAUCCAUGAAGAUGAAGCAGCUCAAACAGAUCCAAACCCAGAUGUUCCUUCUUGGACUACACCAAUGCAGAGCCACCCACAACAAGCUCAUGGUCUUGUGCACAGACCCAACUCUUGGAGACUUGCAUUACGCCGAGAAAAUCUUCGAUCACAUCCAAACCCCUGGUUUGUUCAUCUACAAUGUAAUGAUCAAGGCUUUAGCCAAAAGGAGAAGAUUCAAAAGCGUCAUUGAGCUCUUUCGGCGGUUGAGGGAAGAGGGCUUGUGGCCCGAUAAUUUCACGUACCCAUUUGCUUGUAAAGCCAUUGGAGGCUUGGGAGAGGCUCAGGAAGGUGCGAAGGUUCAUGGGUUUGCGGUAAAGACUGGAUUUCAGUUCGAUUCGUAUGUGUGUAACUCACUCAUUGACAUGUAUGCGGAAUUGGGUCUAGUUGAUAAUGUGAAGCAGGUGUUUGAUGAGAUGCCUGAGAGAGAUGUUGUUUCUUGGAAUGUUACGAUUUCAGGGUGUGUUAGGUGUAUGAGGUUUAGGGAGGCAGUGAGUGUGUUCCGGCGGAUGAGAAAAGAGAGCAAUGAGAAGCCGGAUGAAGCUACAGUUGUGAGCACGCUUUCGGCUUGCGCAGCACUGCAAGAUGUGGAGCUUGGUAGAGAAAUUCAUGACUAUGUUAGAGCUGAGCUUAAGUUCACUAGUAUAAUCGGAAAUGCGGUGUUGGAUAUGUAUGCCAAGUGUGGUUGUUUGAGUGAAGCAAGGAAAGUUUUCGAUGAAAUUCCGUUGAAAAAUGUCAUGUGUUGGACUAGUAUGGUGUGUGGGUAUGUGAAUUGUGGUAUGCUGGAUGAGGCUAGAGAGUUGUUUGAUAGGAGUCCUACUAAGGAUGUUGUUCUAUGGACGGCUAUGAUGAAUGGGUAUGUACAGUAUAACCAAUUUGAUGAGGCAGUGGCUCUAUUCCAAGAGAUGCAAUUUAGAAGAGUUCAAGUGGAUAAAUUCACAGUUGUUGCGCUCCUCACAGGCUGUGCUCAGUUGGGAGCAUUAGAGCAAGGGAAAUGGAUUCACGGAUACAUAGACGAAAAUGGAAUCAAAAUUGAUGCAGUUGUUGGUACUGCUCUUAUAGAAAUGUAUGCAAAAUGUGGGUGCAUAGACAAGUCUCUGGAGAUUUUCAAUGCAUUGAAUGAAAAAGAUGCAGCCACUUGGACUUCAAUAGUCUGCGCGCUUGCAAUGAAUGGCAAAACAAGCAAAGCACUCGAGUUGUUCUCCAAAAUGAAGCAGGUUAGGAUCAACCCUGAUGAUAUCACCUUCAUUGGUGUCUUGAGUGCUUGUAGUCAUGGAGGAUUGGUUGACGAAGGACGAAAGUUGUUCAACUCCAUGAGAAAGGACUAUGGGAUCGAGCCAAAGCUGGAACAUUACGGGUGUCUGAUUGACCUUCUUGGUCGGGCUGGACUCCUAGACCAGGCAGAGGAGCUGAUAGAAAGAAUUCCCAGUGAAAACAAUAAGAUUGUAGUUCCACUUCACAGUUCUUUACUCGGUGCUUGCAGAAUCCAUGGCAAUGUUGACAUGAGCCUAAGUGAAAGAGUGGCUAAAAGGCUAUCGGAUAUUGAGUCCAGCGGCUCGAGUGCUCACACGCUUCUGGCCAACAUCUACGCAGAUGCUGAGAGAUGGGAAGAUGUAACAAAGGUGAGGAGGAGAAUGAGAGAUCUCGGAGUCAAAAAGAUGCCUGGGUGCAGUUCGGUUGAGAUUAAUGGCAUUGUCCAUGAGUUCCUUGUUGGUGAUUCAUCUCACCCAGAAACGGAAAAGAUAUACUCUAUGUUGCAUAGAUUGAUAAAGCCAUUAGUGGAUUUAGAAGAGAAUUACGGAAUAGAAACAGAAAUCUCAGGUUUAGUAAGUUUCUGUUGAAUUAAUCAACAUGUUCUGAUAUUCUUAUAUCACAAAUGAAAUUUGGAUCAACAGCAAAACAAAAAACUUGAAACUAACAUCAUCAAACAGAAUGUAUAACAAUAAUUAAUAUCAUUUAUUGUUGGAUUUUGCUGGCUGCUUACACAAUACAUAUUUUAUGAAACUAUAGCUACCUACCCUCGAUGACAUACACAUAUUAAUUAGGUCACUGGUAGCAGGAUGAACAUGUAGAUGAAGAUGACGUCCAUGCAUAAAAUAACUAAAUAAGUAAACGUACACUAGCUACCCAAUAUCCUUGGAGAAACUAGACCCACUCCUUUCGAUAUAUAAUAUCACUCAUCACUCAUCACAGUAUUUAAGCUAAUAAUCCUAAGAGCUCCUAAUGUGGUAAGUACGUACUAAGCCAUGGCCACAAGCAUUAUUAACUUGGUACCAUCAAUUUAUUCAGCAUGAUCAUAUUAACCUAGCUAGCUAGUACGCUAUAUGUGACUUACGCGUAAUGGAUAUCAAUGCAAUACUAAGCUACUGAUUAACAAGUAGAAAAGUAGUAUUAGUCUAUCUACUUAUGCAGCGGGAGCGAAAUCGUAAUCUGCAUCAUCAUCGUCGUCGCCGUCCCCUUCAGUGAUCACAGCCGGCGAAAAACGAUUAUAAUAUUUAUCACGACCGUCGUCCUUGCCAUAACACUCAAUAUCCACGUGCUUAAUGUUGCCCCACAAAGCAACAUUAGUGCUGGAAAUGGGACACAUUUUAUAACUCGGUGAUUACGAGAACUAAACUGAUCGAAGAGAAAAGAGUUGGAUUUAGUUACUUGGGUUGUCUUAA
Molecule: messenger RNA, 2784 nt
Organism: Rosa rugosa (rugosa rose)
Lineage: Eukaryota; Viridiplantae; Streptophyta; Magnoliopsida; Rosales; Rosaceae
Product: pentatricopeptide repeat-containing protein At1g31430
Exons: 2
Biological process (GO): RNA modification
Molecular function (GO): RNA binding; protein binding
Source: RefSeq, a predicted model, not a curated record